Oncorhynchus masou masou (cherry salmon) is the source of this 1262-nucleotide messenger RNA. RefSeq names its product CD209 antigen-like protein A. Gene Ontology annotation, molecular function: signaling receptor activity. The record is from RefSeq and is a predicted model, not a curated record. NCBI's taxonomy places the organism in Eukaryota, Metazoa, Chordata, Actinopteri, Salmoniformes, Salmonidae. The coding region runs from base 123 to 827 and encodes 234 amino acids. The transcript has 6 exons.
AAAUGUCCGUCAAAAAAUGGGAUGGUGAAAGGACAGAUACAGUUUUAAAACACUGUAUAGACUCAGUAUAACCUUUACCAACUGACACCAUUGAGAAGGACGAACUGAAAAGUACUGAUGUUAUGGAGAAUAUUUAUGCUAAUAUUAGUGCUGAAACCGUAAAGGUUCUUCAUGACCCCAACAUUGAGACCCAGGAUGUCACCUCCAGUGGUAUGGCAGGAAGGCAACAAUUUGCAAAGAGUAACCACCUAAAAGGUGCUGUUGUGUGUCUGGGGCUGCUGUGCGUUCUUUUACUGACUGGGAUCAUAGGCCUUUGUGCCCACUACAACAGAGUGGCAAGUGACUUUGAGGAGGAGCAGACUAAGCUAUUGACAGAGACAGACCAGCUGAAGGGGGAGAUAGUUAACCUUCAAAAUAAAUUAUUGUUUAUGGAACAUCAUUUUAAAAUGGGAUGGCGUCAUUUUGGAUCCAGUUUUUACCUCUUCUCCACUGUGGAGAAGACUUGGGAGCAGAGCAAACAGGACUGUGUAGGGAGUGGAGCCGACCUGGUUAUCAUAGACAGCAGAGAGGAACAGAAUUUUAUCAAUGGAUUCAAUGGGAUGUUCUGGAUUGGUCUGUCUGACAGAGAGACAGAGGGGUCAUGGAAAUGGGUGGAUGGAACACCACUGACCAUAGAGUACUGGAAGAGUGGAGAACCUAACAGUUACGGUGGUGAAGAGGACUGUGCUGAGAGAAGCUUAAUUUAUUCUAACACAGAGCAGAGCUGGAAUGAUGUAGCAUGUGGUCAACUGAAGUUAGGGAUCUGUGAGAAAGUGGCUUAUCCGUAACUCAAACUGCACAUAUAACUGCAUUCAAACUGCAUUCUUUUCUUUUCAUUUUUCAUGAACCAUCAAGUAAUAUAUGUCACGCCUUGGUCUUAGUAUUUUGUGUUUUCGUUAAUUAGUUGGUCAGGCCAGGGUGUGACAUGUGUUUAUGUUGUUGUAUUCGUAGUGGGGUUUUUUAGUUAUUGGGAUUGCGGCUGAGUAGGGGUGUUGCAUAGGUUUGGCUGCCUGAGGCGGUUCUCAAUCAGAGUCAGGUGAUUCUCGUUGUCUCUGAUUGGGAACCGUAUUUAGGUAGCCUGGGUUUCACUUUGUAUUUUGUGGGUGAUUGUUCCUGUCUCUGUGUAGUUUCACCAGAUAGGCUGUAUUAGGUUUCACGUUCCGUUUUGUUGUUUGUAUUUUGUAUCGUCAUUUUUGUUUCAUUAAAAACAUGAGUAACCAACA